Molecule: messenger RNA, 2564 nt
Organism: Abrus precatorius (Indian licorice)
Lineage: Eukaryota; Viridiplantae; Streptophyta; Magnoliopsida; Fabales; Fabaceae
Product: subtilisin-like protease SBT2.3
Exons: 10
Coding region: 21-2564 (847 amino acids)
Biological process (GO): proteolysis
Molecular function (GO): serine-type endopeptidase activity
Source: RefSeq, a predicted model, not a curated record
UUGUUGUCAGUUUCUUGAUCAUGCUUGCAUUCCAAGCCCAGAUGGGCAUCAUGUAUUGGCCACAUUUGGUUGUGUUGUGUUUCAUGGGAAUGCUUCUAAUACCUUCCUUGUGUCAAGAUGAUGCAACUACAGCUGUGUACAUUGUUAUUCUCCGACAAGCUCCUGCUUCUCACUUUCAGGAUGAGUUGACCAGAAUGGGUAAGAGCUUCAGACAUGGUGGUUCUUCUGGGAGGAGAACAACACUUCACAAACCAAGACAUAAUAAGAAUGUUACAAACACAGAAAGGACACAUGGUUCUUACUUUGCCCGAGUCCAUAAUUCAUUGUUGAAGAAGGUGUUUAAAGGGGAGAAAUAUCUGAAACUCUAUAGCUAUCAUUACUUGAUUAAUGGAUUUGCUGUGCUGGUAACCCAACAGCAGGCAGAGAAGCUAUCAAGGAGAAGAGAAGUGUCCAAUGUGGUUUUGGAUUUUUCUGUGAGAACUGCAACUACUCAUACUCCACAGUUUUUGGGUCUACCACAAGGAGCUUGGUUGGAAGCAGGUGGAUUUGAAACUGCAGGAGAAGGAAUCACUAUUGGGUUUAUUGACACUGGCAUUGAUCCUACGCAUCCUAGUUUUGCUGAUGAUAAAUCUGAACAUCCAUUCCCUAUUCCUGCUCAUUUUUCUGGUAUCUGUGAGGUUACUCGGGAUUUUCCAUCUGGUUCUUGCAAUAGGAAGCUUGUUGGGGCUCGUCAUUUUGCAGCAUCUGCUAUAACCAGAGGAAUAUUUAAUUCAACUGAGGACUACUCUUCUCCCUUUGAUGGUGAUGGCCAUGGCACGCACACAGCUUCUGUUGCAGCUGGAAACCAUGGAAUUCCAGUGGUUGUCGCUGGGCAUAAUUUUGGCAAUGCUAGCGGGAUGGCUCCUCGUUCACACAUAGCCAUUUACAAGGCACUAUACAAGAGAUUUGGAGGAUUUGCUGCCGAUGUUGUUGCAGCUAUUGACCAGGCAGCUCAGGAUGGGGUUGACAUAAUAUGCUUGUCAAUCACUCCUAAUAAGCGUCCUUCUGGUAUAGCAACUUUCUUCAAUCCAAUAGAUAUGGCAUUGCUCUCAGCCGUGAAAGCUGGUACUUUUGUAGUGCAAGCUGCUGGUAAUACUGGACCUGCACCUAUGAGCAUGUCCUCCUUCAGUCCAUGGAUUUUUACUGUUGGUGCCACCUCUCAUGAUCGAGUUUAUAGCAACUCUCUAUUUCUUGGAAAUAAUGUGACCAUACCUGGAGUUGGACUUGCACCUGGCACAUAUGAGAACAAGAUGUAUAAACUAAUUCAUGCACGGCAUGCUGUGAGCAAUGACACAACAGUUGCUGAUGAUAUGUAUAUUGGUGAGUGUCAAGAUGCAAGUAAAUUCAAUCAGGAUUUGGUCCAGGGCAACCUCCUGAUCUGUGGCUAUUCAGUCCGAUUUGUACUUGGACUUUCCACCAUCCAACAGGCCUUAGAAACAGCCACGAACCUUAGUGCAGUUGGUAUUGUUUUCUCCAUGGAUCCUUUUGUGACGGGUUAUCAGAUUAACCCAGUUCCAAUGAAAAUGCCUGGCAUAAUAAUUCCAUCAGCAAAUGAUUCCAAGAUAUUACUGCAAUACUACAAUUCUUCACUGGAAAUAGAUGGUGAUUCAAGUAAAAUUGUUAAAUUUGGAGCCGUAGCUAGCAUUGGUGGUGGAUUGCAAGAGAACUACAAUAAUGCUGCCCCAAAGGUUAUGUAUUACUCUGCCAGAGGACCAGACCCAGAGGACAGUCUUCCACAUGAAGCUGACAUUUUGAAACCCAAUUUGGUUGCUCCUGGAAAUUUUAUAUGGGCUGCUUGGAGUUCUCUUGCCACUGAUUCAAUUGAAUUUCUAGGUGAGAAUUUUGCUAUGAUGUCUGGCACAAGCAUGGCUGCACCUCAUGUUGCUGGUCUUGCUGCACUAAUUAAGCAAAAGUUUCCCGAUUUCAGUCCUGCAGGCAUUGGGUCUGCACUUUCCACCACAGCUUCUCUCUAUGACAACAAUGGGAGGCCAAUAAUGGCUGAGCGAUCUUAUCCCUCCCUUGACCUAAACCUAUCUCCAGCAACUCCCUUUGACAUGGGAAGUGGUUUUGUGAAUGCUACUGCAGCAUUAAAUCCGGGAUUGCUUUUUGAUUCUAGUUAUGGUGAUUAUAUGUCAUUCCUAUGUACCAUCAAUGGUUCAACUCCUUCAGUGCUAAACUACACUGGUGAAAACUGUUGGAGUUAUAAUUCUACUGUAUAUGGACCUGAUCUGAACUUGCCCUCAAUCACAAUAGCAACGUUGAACCAAUCUAGAGUAGUGCAAAGAACUAUCCAAAACAUUGCUGGAAAUGAAACUUACAAUGUUGGUUGGAGUUCUCCAUAUGGAACCUCUAUGAAAGUGUCUCCUACCCACUUCUUUCUUGCCAAUGGAGAGAGACAAGUCUUGUCUGUGAUCUUUAAUGCAACCAGCAAUAGCUCUGUUGCUAGCUUCGGAAGGAUUGGCCUGUUUGGUCAUCAAGGUCAUGUUGUCAACAUUCCUGUGUCAGUCAUUGUUAAAAUAUCAUAA